Messenger RNA from Chionomys nivalis (European snow vole), 5716 nucleotides. RefSeq names its product N-acetylglucosamine-1-phosphate transferase subunits alpha and beta (gene Gnptab). The coding region runs from base 224 to 3937 and encodes 1237 amino acids. The transcript is spliced from 21 exons. Gene Ontology annotation, molecular function: UDP-N-acetylglucosamine-lysosomal-enzyme N-acetylglucosaminephosphotransferase activity; calcium ion binding. The record is from RefSeq and is a predicted model, not a curated record. Gene Ontology annotation, biological process: carbohydrate phosphorylation; N-glycan processing to lysosome. Gene Ontology annotation, cellular component: Golgi apparatus. Lineage: Eukaryota; Metazoa; Chordata; Mammalia; Rodentia; Cricetidae.
GCCUUGCGGGCCUCGGGUCCGCCUCCGCCGCGCCGAGGGCGUGGGCUCCGGGCUCCCGGAAGCGGCGGCCACGGCGUGGAGCCCAGCGGGCUGUCGGUCGCCGGAGCGACCAUGCGCGGCGACCCGGGGGCUGCGAGCCAAGCGCGCCGGUGAAUGGCGGCUCGCUGAGACGGCGGUGGCCAGGCGCGGGCUCCUGCCGGUGUAGGGUGGCGGGGCCGGGGUGAUGCUGCUCAAGCUCCUGCAGAGACAGACCUAUACCUGCCUCUCCCACAGGUAUGGGCUCUACGUCUGCUUCGUGGGCGUCGUUGUCACCAUCGUCUCGGCUUUCCAGUUCGGAGAGGUGGUUCUGGAAUGGAGCCGGGAUCAAUACCACGUUUUGUUUGAUUCCUACAGAGACAAUAUUGCUGGGAAAUCCUUCCAGAAUCGGCUCUGUCUGCCCAUGCCGAUCGACGUGGUUUACACCUGGGUGAAUGGCACAGACCUUGAACUGCUGAAGGAGCUCCAGCAGGUCCGAGAACAGCUGGAGGAAGAACAGAAGGCCAUGAGGGAAAUCCUUGGGAAGAACACGACAGAACCAACGAAGAAGAGCGAGAAGCAGUUGGAGUGUCUGCUGACCCACUGCAUUAAGGUGCCCAUGCUUGUUCUGGACCCGCCCUUGCCAGCCAACAGCACCCUGAAAGACCUGCCAUCUCUUUAUCCAGCUUUCCACACCGCCAGCGACAUGUUCAACGUUGCAAAACCAAAAAACCCUUCUACUAAUGUGUCCGUUGUAGUUUUUGACAGUACUAAGGAUGUUGAAGAUGCCUAUGCCGGACUAUUUAAGGGAAGCAGCAAGCAGACAGUUUGGAGAGCCUACUUGACGACAGACAAAGAAGUCCCAGGCUUGGUGCUGAUACAAGACUUGGCCUUCCUGAGUGGAUUCCCACCAACAUUCAAGGAGACCAGUCAGCUGAAGACAAAACUGCCGGAAAACCUUUCCUCUAAAAUAAAACUGCUGCAGUUGUACUCGGAGGCCAGCGUCGCUCUUCUGAAACUGAACAACCCCAAAGGGUUCCAGGAGUUAAACAAACAAACUAAGAAGAACAUGACUAUCAACGGGAAGGAGCUGACCAUCAGCCCCGCGUAUCUGUUGUGGGACCUGAGUGCCAUCAGCCAGUCCAAGCAGGACGAAGAUGUGUCCGCCAGCCGCUUCGAAGAUAACGAAGAGUUGAGGUAUUCUUUGCGGUCUAUCGAGAGGCAUGCGCCGUGGGUUCGGAACGUCUUCAUAGUCACCAACGGGCAGAUUCCAUCCUGGCUGAACCUCGACAACCCUCGGGUGACAAUAGUUACCCACCAGGACAUUUUCCGAAAUCUGAGCCACCUGCCCACUUUCAGUUCACCUGCAAUUGAAAGUCAUAUCCACCGCAUCGAAGGGCUGUCCCAGAAGUUCAUCUAUCUAAACGACGAUGUCAUGUUUGGGAAGGACGUUUGGCCUGACGACUUCUACAGUCACUCCAAAGGCCAGAAGGUGUAUUUGACGUGGCCUGUGCCCAACUGUGCCGAGGGCUGCCCGGGCUCCUGGAUUAAAGACGGCUACUGUGACAAGGCCUGUAAUAACUCAGCCUGUGACUGGGAUGGCGGUGACUGCUCCGGUAACAAUGGAGGAAGUCGCUAUGUUGCGGGAGGUGUGGGUACCGGGAAUAUUGGCGUCGGACAGCCCUGGCAGUUUGGUGGAGGAAUCAACAGUGUCUCUUACUGCAACCAAGGGUGUGCAAACUCCUGGCUCGCCGAUAAGUUCUGUGACCAAGCCUGCAAUGUCUUGUCCUGUGGGUUUGAUGCUGGUGACUGUGGACAAGAUCAUUUUCAUGAACUGUAUAAAGUAACUCUUCUCCCAAACCAGACACACUAUGUCAUCCCCAAAGGUGAACACCUUCCUUACUUCAGCUUUGCCAAAAUCGCCAAGAGAGGAGUGGAAGGCACCUACAGUGACAAUCCGAUAAUCCGGCACGCAUCCAUCGCGAACAAGUGGAGAACCAUUCAUCUCCUACUGCACAGCGGGAUGAACGCAACCACGAUCCACUUUAACCUUACACUCCAGAACUCCGACGAUGAAGAGUUCAAAAUCCAGAUAACAGUGGAGGCAGACACAAGGGAGGGGCCGAAACUGAACACCACAACCCCGAAGGCCUAUGAAAAUUCCGUUAGCCCAGUGACACCUCUUCCCCAAGCCGAAAUCCCUUUUGAAGAUAUUCCCAAAGGGAAACGCUUCCCCAAGGUCAGGAGACAUGAUGUAAACACCACAGGGAGAUUCCAGCAGGAGGUGAAAAUCCCCCUGGUAAAUAUUUCACUCCUUCCGAAGGAGGUCCAGGUGAGACUGAGCAACUUGGACCUGCAGCUGGAACUUGGAGACAUCACCCAGAAAGGAUACAACUUCUCCAAGUCAGCCCUGCUGAGGUCUUUCCUGAAGGACUCACUAGAUGCUAAAGGAAAACCUCCGUCUAGAAGGACCGACGAAACAAAUGACCGUCUGGAAGCCCCACAGGAAAAGCCCUCUCACAGAAGCCCAGGUGGCUUUGUUGCCGGUCAGAGAGCAGAGAGACAGACAUCCCCAGUGGGGACAGUGGACACGAAUGGUCAUGACCGUGGUUUGAAUCCACCCCCGGUCUCGGAGAGCAAUGCAAGAUUUAAGUUGGAAACUCAGGCCCCACAUGCACCAAGCAUGAGUGUAUCCAGAGAAGACCUCACCAGGAAAGAGGAGGCAGGAGACAGAGCCGAAGGCGAUGCUGAUAGCCGAAUAGCUGUAGAAGAAGUAGUUCCUGGAAGGCGGCUGCGGCACUACCCGGAGACUUACCCAGGCUUUUUGCCUUGGGAGAAAAGAAAGUAUUUCCAAGACCUUCUUGAUGAGGAAGCGUCGUUGAAGACACAGUUGGCGUACUUGACCAACAGCAAGCGUGCAGCACGGCAGCUGAAAGACACGUUUGCGGACUCGCUCCGAUACGUCAAUAAGAUUCUCAACAGCAAGUUCGGGUUCACGUCCAGGAAAGUCCCCGCCCACAUGCCCCACAUGAUCGACAGGAUCGUCAUGCAAGAGCUACAAGAUAUGUUCCCCGAGGAGUUUGACAAGACAUCGCUUCACAAGGUGCGCCACUCGGAGGACAUGCAGUUCGCCUUCUCGUAUUUCUAUUACCUCAUGAGUGCGGUGCAGCCCCUGAAUCUUUCCCAAGUCUUUGAUGAAGUAGAUACAGACCAGUCUGGCGUCUUGUCGGACAGGGAGAUCCGAACGCUGGCUACCCGGAUCCACGAUCUGCCUUUAAGCCUGCAGGAUCUGACAGGUUUGGAACACAUGUUAAUAAAUUGCUCAAAAAUGCUUCCUGCUAAUAUCACUCAACUGAGCAAUAUUCCACCAACCCAGGAAGCAUACUACGAUCCCAACCUGCCGCCAGUCACUAAAAGUCUUGUCACCAACUGUAAACCAGUAACCGACAAAAUCCAUAAAGCGUAUAAAGACAAGAACAAGUAUAGGUUUGAAAUCAUGGGAGAAGAAGAAAUCGCUUUCAAGAUGAUUCGCACCAAUGUUUCUCAUGUGGUUGGUCAGCUGGAUGACAUAAGGAAAAACCCCAGGAAGUUCGUUUGUCUGAACGACAACAUUGAUCACAAUCACAAAGACGCCCAGACGGUGAAGGCUGUUCUCAGGGACUUCUAUGAAUCCAUGUUUCCUAUCCCUUCCCAGUUCGAGCUGCCGAGAGAGUAUCGGAACCGUUUUCUUCAUAUGCAUGAGCUGCAGGAAUGGAGGGCGUAUCGAGACAAGCUCAAGUUUUGGACCCACUGCGUGCUAGCAACACUGAUUAUAUUUACUAUCUUCUCGUUUUUUGCUGAACAAAUAAUUGCCCUUAAACGGAAGCUAUUUCCCCGGAGGAGAAUACACAAGGAAGCUAGUCCAGAUCGAAUCAGGGUGUAGAAGUUCUUUGUUUGCAAUCACCUACCUCAGCGUCUCCUGCGCAUCUCACACCUCACCGUCACGGGGUGUCCGCAAGACGUGACACAGACACAGGCAUGUCCCCAUGAUGCAGCGCAGAUAUGGGUUGUCCCCAUGAUGUGAUGCACCAACACAGGGGUGUCCCCGAGAUGUGAUGCAUCGACAUUGGGGUGUCCCGUGAUGUGAUGCAGACACUGGGGUGUCCCAUGAUGUGAUGCACAGACACUGGGGUGUCCCAUGAUGUGAUGCACAGACACUGGGGUGUCUUGUGAUGUGAUGCAGACACAGGGGUGUCCUGUGAUGUGAUGCAGACACAGGGGUGUCCCCAUGAUGUGAUGCACUGACACUGGGGUGUCCUGUGAUGUGACGCGCAGAUACUGGGGUGUCCCGUGAUAUGAUGCACAGACAUGGGGGUGUCCCGUGAUGUGAUGUGUAGACACAAGAAUGUCCCCAUGAUGCGAUGCACCGACACUGGGGUGUCCCAUGUGACACACAGACAUAGGGGUGUCUGCAUGACGUGACACAGACACAGGGUGUCCCCAUGAUGUGACGCAUGGAUGGCCCGCUUGGAAGAAGGGACAGCGUGCAGACCGUGUUCUCCUGCAGCAUGAAUAGAGCCCACGGCCCUGGAAUUAAUCAGCACACUGAGACCUUGCGUUGGCAGCCCUACAGCUUGUACUUUUAAGGGAUUUGUUGAUGGACCCUCGCUGACAAGCUGCCGGUUUCCUCCCACAGUCCCUGUGGCCUGAGAAGCUGGGUGGCCUGGGAACAAGUGCUGAGGGACCCCAGGCUUUGCAUUCCGAAGUCCUUUGGCCCUAACUUUCCACUUUCCUCUUUCCUUCAUUUCUCAUUUUUAAAAAUAAGUAGCGACUAAGCUGUCCUCGCUUCUGAAAAUAAUGAAAUCAGAAUGUCCAAAUGUUUGUAUAGAUCUUAUUUAAAUAACGUAGAGCUAUCCUUUCCUUUUAGCAUAUCUAAAUUAUUGAUUUUUUUAUGAGCCUUCAAGCAGUCUUGAAUCACUAAUGACUACUGAAGACCUGGGGGGUUGAUGUUGGCAGCACUUUGUUUAACCUAGCCCCCAGGAUGCCGGGAUCUCGUCGGCAGGCCUGAUUGCAAAGGGCUAGUGUCAAGCACCAAUGCUCCUCACCAGAUGUGAUCAUGUCUUGGAAAUGGACACACUCAAGCAAAAGUGCCUCACUCUGGAAAUGAGUAGUGCCGACGGCACCAGCACACGGCUGUGGCAUCCAGCUGAAAAUUCGUCUCUCUCAGGAGCUCACUUUUAGCUUGCCGCGCGGGAACAGCGGUCAGCCAGCCUUUUCUAAAAGAACAGAGAGCGGAUAACUUAAGACACAGCUGUCUUUGUCAGACAGUCUUCUUGGCUUAAUUUUUUUGUUUGUUUGGUUUGGGGGGGUUUCUUUUAUUUUUGUAAACAUCCCAAUAGAACCAGCUUUAGCUCACAGCCGUACAAAAACAGGCCCCAGUCAGACUUGAACCAUAGGCCAUUGUUGGCAGACCGGAGAAUCAGCCUCAUAUUUAUGUAAACCCCGACAUUAGCCAUGCUCCAUUAUAUCAUUGUAUAGUGGUUUUGUGGAGCCCUGAUUCCAUGAAUCCGCUUUGAAUUCUGACAGAUAGCUCCAAUCAUGAUUUCAGUGGUAUUCUUCCCAAAUGGCACACACGUUUGUAAUGAGAACUUGAAAUGUAAAUACUGUGUUUGUGCUGUGAAUUUUGUCAUUUCAAAAAUUGAAAUCUCAUUAAAAAGAUCAC